Messenger RNA from Phascolarctos cinereus (koala), 1561 nucleotides. It is a transcript of the gene CLBA1, whose product is annotated as clathrin binding box of aftiphilin containing 1. Gene Ontology annotation, biological process: intracellular transport. The record is from RefSeq and is a predicted model, not a curated record. Gene Ontology annotation, molecular function: clathrin binding. NCBI's taxonomy places the organism in Eukaryota, Metazoa, Chordata, Mammalia, Diprotodontia, Phascolarctidae. Gene Ontology annotation, cellular component: trans-Golgi network membrane; AP-1 adaptor complex.
UGAAGAUUUCCUGGCCGAGCAUGCAGGACCAGCGCCCCGAGACAAGAGCUCCCCGAGGACAGCAGAUGGCCCGUGGGGCCUCGCUCGGUGACCUGGUGGAGGCGGCUUUGGAAAGGGCCUCGGUCAGCGAGCCCCCCAAAGGGAACGGGGGGGCUCACGGACCCGGGAGCGGGGGCUGGGACGAGGAGGCGGCGAAACUAGCCCCCUGUGCCCUGCCCCGGCCGGAGGGCAAAACCCGAAGCGCGGCGGCCUCGGCCGCUGCGGGGGAGCCCGGCCCCUCGGACGGCAGCCCCUGGGCUUCCGCAGAGCCCAACAACUCCUGGGGGGAAUUCGAAGGCUUCAGCGAGGCUGCGGACAAGUCGGACACUUUCAGCAGCCUGGACGUUCUGGAGCGCUGGGCAGCGCCGGGGGCACGGGGCAGCGAUGCGGACCUGACGGGAUGUGUCCCAAGCCCUUGUGGCUGUCUGCAGUCGGAUAGCUCACCCGGUGCGAGGGAAACCGCGGCUGCUUCCCCUGUUCAGGCCAAUCUCAGCUAUGAGAAUAUUUUUAAGCUUGUCUUUCAAGAAGUACCAGUACAACAAAUGACUGAGGAUAUUUGCACCUUACACCAUUUUCUAGAAAAACAUAAUGAAGAAAAUACUAGCUGCAAAUCUGUAAAGAAGCAAUUUUGCUCUGAGUCCCAAAAACUGUGGAGGAUUCUCCAAGAAAAAGAUGGCACAUCAACUUCAAAAUGCCUCUGGAGUAAAUCUCAUUGCCAAGACAAUUUCUUACUUGUUCUUGGAAUAGAUGCUGCUCAAAAAGAUCUUUCAGGAGGUAAGAAUCACGUUCUGGAAGAUUCUAACCUGAAAGAGACUGAAGAGUUAACAGAAGUAAAUGGCUUUAAUCUUAAUAAUUGCAAGGCACUAAUUCAAACCAAGCUCUCUGGAUCCUCAGCUCCCCGACACAGCAGCCUGUUUAUGUACAACUUGUUUUUGAAGAAGACUCCUUCCAGUGGAAAUAUGCAAUACAUAACAAUUCCAAGAAAGAAAAAACUUUUUACUGCCCGGAAUCUAAAAAUGAAAUUUUUUAAUAGUGAUGUUUGCUAAAGAAAAAUACUUUUUAUCUUUGAGGAAAAUCUUACAUUUUGCUACUGAUUUGGUACUGGAAACUGGAAAUCAUAGACAUCUUUGAGGUGAUAAACUAGAAAUUCUCAGCUGUAUUUUCCUAUGGUUACCAGUUUGCAAAUGAAUUAGUCAUGGGUAAAAAUCAAGACUUUUCUUUGACAAGCUUGCUCUCCAUUUUUAAAUAUACUAUUUUCUGGCCACCCCCCAAUUUGCCACUAGCAAAUGAAACUUCUUCUACAAACUUGCUUUAGUUUUCUAGUCAACAAAUAAACACCCAGGCAAAGCCUUGAAAAGGAAUGCACUGCCAAUUUAAAGCUUAGGGACGCCAUAUAUUUCUUUAUCAAAGUUACCAGCCCCCCUGCUCUCAGGUAGCUAUUGGAGAUGCAGGCUUUGGUAGCCUGCUUCUAGGGCUCAUUCCAUGGUAGCCACAUGACAUUAAAGAUCACAGACGGCUGAAG